ACCACAUCUCAAUCAAAAUUUCUAUAUUGUGUGGAUUAGAUGAAAGCACUGAGUUCUGCACAACUUUUAGUUGCAGCUAUUGUACUACAAUGUUGCUUCAUAUCCACUCUUCAUCACCCCCUAGACCCUCUUACACCUAGUGAAAUCAACCAAGUUAGCCUCAUAAUCCAAAAAUCUCAUCUUGGUACUGCUCUUUCUAAAGUGACUUUUCACUUUGUCGACCUUGAAGAACCAGAGAAAGAACAUGUUCUCAAAUGGCUAUCUUCCAAUGAGCAUAAUGGAUCUUUCCCUCAUCGUCGAGCCAAGGUUGUGGUUCGAGCCAGGGGUGAGACCCAUGAGCUCAUUGUAGACUUAGCCACUGGUUCAAUCACAUCCGACCAUGUUUACACCGGUCAUGGUUUUCCCCCAUUUACUACCAAUGAGCUCAUCCAAGCUAGCAUACUGCCUCUAAUACACCCCGAGUUCAAGGAAUCAAUUUCGAAAAGGCGGCUAAAUUUGUCUGAAGUCACUUGCAUACCAUUUUCAAUUGGUUGGUUUGGAGAAUUGGUUACUAAACGAGUUCUUAGAGAUUUGUGCUACUAUCGCGGAGGAACGACUAAUAUCUUCGCAAGGCCUAUUGAGGGGAUAAGUAUACUAGUCGAUGUUGAGUCAAAUCAAGUUAUAAAAUAUACAGACAGAUUUAAAGCACCUUUGCCUAGUGCUGAUGGUACUGAUUUUCAGUCAUUAGGGCAGAGGGGGCCCAAUUUGGCCCCUUCCAAUGGAACAAAAACUGGAUUCACCAUCAAAGGUCAUGAGGUCAGGUGGGCUAAUUGGGCCUUCCACGUCGGAUUCAAUUCCCGGGCAGGGAUAAUCAUAUCAACAGCCUCUGUAUUCGAUGCUGGAAAGAAAAAGUGGCGGCGUGUGCUUUACAGAGGACACGUGUCAGAAACAUUUGUACCAUACAUGGAUCCGACUAGCGAAUGGUACUUUAGGACCUUUAUGGAUGCCGGCGAAUUUGGGUUUGGGAAUUCGGCCUACUCCCUCAUGCCACUGAUCGACUGCCCUGACAAUGCAGCAUACAUGGAUGUGUACCUGGCCGGGGCAGAUGGGCAGGCACAACAAGUGGCUAGUUUAAUUUGCAUUUUUGAGAGAUAUUCUGGUGACGUGGCAUGGAGACAUACUGAAAUUGGAGUUCCUGGACAAUUGUUAAAAAGUGGAGAGACAGAGGUUAGCUUGGUGGUUAGGAUGGUGGCUACAGUUGGGAACUAUGACUAUAUUCUCGAUUGGGAAUUCAAGCAAAGUGGUUCCAUUAAAGUUGGGGUAAGUUUGACCGGGGUGCUAGAGAUGGAGGCAACCUGGUAUGCACACAAUGGUCCCAAAACAGAAGAUGUUUAUGGUACCUUUGUGGCCGAUAAUACCAUUGCAAUCCAUCAUGAUCACUUCCUCACUUACUACCUCGACCUCGACAUUGAUGGCACAAACAAUUCAUUUGUCAGAUCGAAAUUAAAGACCGCUCGAGCGGUGGGGAUUAAGCCUAGCACGCCAAGAAAGAGUUACUGGACUGUGGUUAGAGAAACUGUCGAGUCAGAAAUGAAAGCCAGAACUCGGAUUGGCUUGGAGCCAGCUGAGUUGUUAGUAGUGAAUCCAAAUAAGAUGACCAAGUUGGGGAAUCAGGUGAGUUACCGGCUCAUCACGGGACAACCGGCUACUUCGCUACUGUCUGUUGAUGAUUAUCCUCAAAUUCGAGCUGCCUAUACCAAGUAUCAACUGUGGGUGACGCCCUAUGAUCGGUUGGAGAGGUGGGCUGGAGGGUUUUAUGCUGAUCGGAGCCACGGCGACGAUGACUUGGCAGUUUGGAGCCGCAGAAAUAGGCGGAUUGCAAACAAAGAUAUAGUCCUUUGGUACACGGUUGGGUUCCAUCAUGUUCCGACUCAGGAAGAUUUUCCGGUGAUGCCAACACUCCAUGAUGGAUUCGAGCUCCGGCCAGAAAAUUUUUUCGAAAGAAACCCAUUGAUCAAACAAUAAUAGUGUUCAAAAUGUUAAAUUUUCCUAGGGCAACAAAAUUAAUCAGUGUAGGAAAAUUUACAUUUUUCUUGUAUUGCAUGAGGUAAGGCUCGUUAUGCCUCUCGGUUUUGGAUUAUUAAUACAACUCUCCUUGUGCUGCUAUGGUUUAGCCCAAAAAAAAAAAAAAAGGAAAAAGAAAGUGCAGGAAAAUUUUAUCAACAAUAAAAGAAAUAUGGGUAAGAAAAAAUCAAUGGAAUAGGAAAACAACCUAACUGGAGUCAAUUAUUCGACUAUUGAUGAAGAAGGCGAUGCGACUGAUUGAACCCUGGACCAGUUAUUAACAAUGUGUUGUUAGAAUUGUCAAUUGGGUUUAAUAAGAGAAUUUCAAUUUUACA
This is a messenger RNA of Camellia sinensis, 2378 nucleotides long. Its product is annotated as primary amine oxidase 1. NCBI's taxonomy places the organism in Eukaryota, Viridiplantae, Streptophyta, Magnoliopsida, Ericales, Theaceae. The record is from RefSeq and is a predicted model, not a curated record. Gene Ontology annotation, molecular function: copper ion binding; quinone binding; primary methylamine oxidase activity. Gene Ontology annotation, biological process: amine metabolic process.